Messenger RNA from Soboliphyme baturini, 507 nucleotides. NCBI's taxonomy places the organism in Eukaryota, Metazoa, Nematoda, Enoplea, Dioctophymatida, Soboliphymatidae. The record is from the annotation of a GenBank genome assembly.
AUGUUUAGCGUUAGUCAUCAAGGCAGCGUCAUGUUCAACCUGAAUUCGCUUGCGGUCGAAGACUCGGUCGACAGUCAAGCGGAUGAAUCGAUGGAAACUUUCAGCACCUCGGCUGCGUCCAGCGUUGGCGCAGCCCAUCGAUUUGGCGACGUCGCCGAUGUCGGCUAUCAGCGCGUGGCAAUUUCUAGCGAGGAUGUGGGGAGGGUUAUCUUCGAGGACUUGCGAGAUGCAUCCAGCAGCCUGAUUACAGCUUUGAACAUACGACGAAAAUACAUUCGUCGAGCACUGAUGAACUUUCCGAACACGCUCAACUGCUUCUUGACCGGCUACUAUCCGGAACACAUGCCGCGGAUGACAAAGGUCCAAGCAGCUUCAGGUGUCACUUGCAACCCUCAUUGGCGACUUCUGUGUAACGAUGGGGAGUUGUGCGAGUAUCGACUGAUGCACGACAAAUUCCGAGUUAUGCGAUUAUUUGCAGAGUGGCACGUUGAACAUAGCUAUGGUUAA